AUCACCUUAUCUAAUGCAUCACUGUAGCAAGCACAAUAGAUUAUACAUACACUGUAUAGUCACCGGCUACGUGUCGGAACAAACUUCUACACUGCUAUACGGAUAGAAGACAGGCCGGUGCAAUAGUGUGUGGGUUGUUCUAGUACGUCCGUUUUGUGAAAUAUGGCGACCGGAGGUGCAGACGAAGAUGGUGGAAUUAGUCGGAUGUCUGAAGAAACAAUGGCAUCGAAUGCUCCGGACAGUGGUUUCAGACGUGGACCAGUUUCUCAAGCAAAAAGGGAAGAGCUUCUUCAACGGUCAAGAAUUUUGAGCUAUCAAAACCGUGUGAUUACAGCAAACAGUAUUAAAAAGGACGAACUGAUUCAUCAGCUCACUCUUGAAAUCAAAAGCCUGAAAGACGAAAAUGAGCAAUUGAAACGCUGCAUGAGAGUCCACGAAGCACGCGAGCACCGCGAGAAUGAUUUAGAACAGGCACUAGGGACAGAACGAGAGAUUUCCCGACGAACGCGUGAAAAAAACCGUGAACUCCAGAUGGAGAUGGAAGCACAGGUUCGCGAUUACAAUCUGGACACGAGGGUGCACUCCGACUACAGGUUGUUACGUGAGGAAAACCAGCGCCUACAAGGGCAGGUCUUUGCGAUAUCUUCACAACUUGCCGAGACCAACAAAGAAAUCAACCAAAUGCGUGACGAAAUUCAACUGCUAAACACCGAGAGGAACGGCGCUUACAAGCGUUUUGAAAAUAAAUCCAAAGAGCUAGAGAGUGCCCGGCAUGAGUUGUUUGAACUGUUUAGGAAAACUUCAAUGGCAGCGACCGAAAAUUCUUUUCUGCAGAAAACCAUUACCCAGCUGACGGAUGACAACUGCAAACUUCAGUCAGAGAUCCAAAUGCUAAAACAUGACAAGGAACAGCUACGAGAGAAGGAAAGGGAAUACAGAAGAAUGAUAUCCAAACUCAGCGAGCAGAUUCUUAAGCUAAAACAUACCAGCAAGGCUAGAAACCGUGAAGAGGACGGGUCUCGAAGCGCGAGUGCCCAUACUUCCGGAAGUGACGAAUGUACCGGAUUUCAGUCUGCUAGCAGACGACGCCAUAGACCAAUAAGAUUUGAACCGUAUCAGUAAAAAAACAAAUGUUUAUAUAUAUUUGUGUGUGUGUGUGUAAGUGCUCAUUGAAAUGAGCCCAAUCCAAAAUGAAAGCGUUCUUACAGUCGUGUAGAUGCCUUGCUACAUUACCUUUAACAAAAGGAAGUAGCCACAAAUAUUAUCAUAUUAGCGAUCAUCCCAUCAUCCCAUUGUUAACAAACAAGAUGAACUUUGCAGUGUAGAAAAUAUACGUUUACAUAACCUGAAUUAUAAUCAGGGAAAUGUAAGAUAUAUGUGCCUCGUUGCAUUACGUUAUCACAAAACUUUUAGAAUAUUUAAAAUAUAGCAUCUUCAAACUUUUUGUUAUGUAUUAACCAUCAGUUGGUGACGUAUAAAAUGUUCAAGAAGGAAGUGGCAACAUUCUAUGACUACAACUUAUUCCUAGCAGGAAAAGCGAUCAGAUUCUUACGCAUUUUUAUUGUUGGUUAACAUUUAUUUUAUCCACGAAG
This is a messenger RNA of Lingula anatina, 1592 nucleotides long. RefSeq lists its product as uncharacterized. The record is from RefSeq and is a predicted model, not a curated record. Lineage: Eukaryota; Metazoa; Brachiopoda; Lingulata; Lingulida; Lingulidae.